Molecule: messenger RNA, 390 nt
Organism: Rotaria sp. Silwood2
Lineage: Eukaryota; Metazoa; Rotifera; Eurotatoria; Philodinida; Philodinidae
Source: the annotation of a GenBank genome assembly
AUGCAACAAAAUCUAUCGAAAAUAUCUCCAUUAAAAGCUAUUCAUGACUUGGCUCGACGAAAUAAAAUAAUUGCUGAAUAUCAACUUGAAAAAGAAUCAGGUCCAGCUCAUGCAAAAAUUUAUACAGUACGACUUCGUUUAGAUGAAAAAGAAUAUGUUGGUAUUGAUCGUAGUAUUAAAUUAGCACAACGUGCUGCUGCACAAAUAGCUCUUGAAGAUCAUAAACAUAUAUUAUCAAGGAAUCAUCCUGAUAAAGAAACAAGCAAGCCUCAAUCUCCAACUGUUACUUUAAAUACUUGGGCUGCUCAACAUAAUAUUCCAACACAAUAUGUUUUAUUACAUGAACAAAUUCAUNACCUGAAGUUAAAAAAAAAUAAUGAUUUAUCAUGA